AUGGCGAGCUACAACACUCCGCCCGGUGGCAACGACCCAAACACGCCAAACAGCCACGGCCACCUGCAGUCCAUGUACGGCCGUUUGCACGCUGCCCGCAACGCCCAGAGCGAAGAUUCAGCUGCUGCCCAUGACCUGUUGUCUCGUUUCUACAACAAUAACAACAGCAAUCAACCUCAGGGAAACAGACACCAGUCGUACUACGGCCAGCUUGCCACUGGUGCUGAUUCGCCUCUGACUGGGCUGGACGACUUCCCACCUCCUGCCCCGACUCCGCCCAGCAACUUUGGUCACUCCCACCACCCUCCUUCCAUGAUGUCUGGUUUGGCUCCCAUCGGUACCAUGCCUUCCGACGCCGCGAGCAAGGCCGAUCAGAGCGCCAAUCUCCUGAAUCUUCUCAAGUUCAAGGGCGCUCAGAGUCACCAGAGUCAGAACCUGCAGGCCAACUCACAGGGUUCACCCUCCAGUCAUGCCAGUUAUGGUCACAGUCAGGGCCACGGUCAUGCACACGCCCCGUCAUUCGACUCGUCCUCCAAUGGACCGCCUGCCAACCACCCUCUGCCUUCGAUCCAUGCCCCGAUUCCUAUGCCUGCCGAUCCUCAAGGCCUGCUCGCUACUCUUAUGAAGGGAAACAUGCACAACGAGGCUUCGGCCGCGCGGGCGGAACCGCAGGUACAGUCGACUGAACGAGACAACUGGAACGCUGGUCCCCCGAUGGACACCCAGCAAUACCUUCUCAAUCUACUGCAUCGCCCGAAGCCUGCGCAGAGUGACCAGCCGACCACCCACGAGCAGUCACAGCCUACAACCCUGACUCCGCAAUCAACCAACGGCUCCAUGGCAGACUACCCUAGAGAGUAUGCUCUCAAGCAGACUCGAGGCGAGAGUGAUUCGCAUGAAUCGACACCUCUACCCUACAAGUUCGGAGCGAAAGAGUACACUGAGUCUCCCCCGGCCAAGUUCGAGUACGAAUCACCAUCGUCUCAGCAUACCCAGCGUGACACUAGCCGGAAGCCCACCCGAUUUGACUACACCAACCCUUUCGACGAAUUUGCUACGUUGUCACCGCAACUCAAGGCGUCCAAGUCUUCGACACCCGGUACAUCUGCUCCUGUGCCUACCAUGCCUACCGAGCUGCCUGCGGCUACCGCUUUCAAGGUCGUCCAGAAGACUCCCAGUGCGAAUUCUCCAGAACCCCCGCCCGACAACAAACGACGACGAAUCAAUGGCACGCGUUCUGAAACCGAGCCGCUACAAGACUCGCCCACCGCUGCUAGCACACCCACCGAUGGCGUGCAUGAUAGAAACAAGGAGACUGUGUCGGAGGCCAUGACGGAUCUCGCCGAGAAAGCAGAUAUGGAGGCCCAAGAAGCGCUCGCACGGGCAGAGCAAGAAGAGGUACGAGCCAUCAUUGCCGAAGAACUGCAAGAUAUGAUGGGGGCCAAGACUGACGCCGAAUUCCAGGAUUUGGCCGAAGCUGCGGCGAGAGACAUCAAGAAAGAGCUCGACAAGGAAGAGAAUGCUCUAGUGCUCGAAGAGCAAUAUUCUCCCGAGGUUGCUCAAGCUAUUCGCGAUAUUGUCGACGAUACCGCUGCUCAUGGUCCGGUCGCUGACAGUUGGGAGAGCGCCGAAGCCGACGAGAUCGUUGUUAUCGAGGAUGCCCCCGACCCCAUCAUCAAAGUCUACAACUUCCCCAUGAAGCCGUGGAUCUCGAUCACCAUGCAAGACGCGGAUGAGCCCCGUCCUCAAUUCCGCGAUGACGUCAUUACCGACAUCGCCAGGCUGAAGAAGGACUUCGACCAGAUCGAUAGGAAUCUUGUUUCUGCAACCGAGCUUUACAUAGCCUACGGCAUGUCGAAGGCAGGUGGACUCCGUGUCAUCCGCCAGGAAGAUGGGAAGGACGCGAAACUUUUCACGGAUACGAAGGAUAGAGUCUUCAAUGUCGCCGUGUCCAAUACCCCUGCUGAUGCCAACUCCACCCCGAUGGAAUGCAUCAUCGGUACCGGCAUUAGUGGCACCGUAUACUAUGUCCAGAUCAAGAGUGGCGACAAGGACCACUUGGAUGAUCCGCAUUCUGAGCAAUACGGAUUUGCUCUGCCCCCGAUCAGUACGCAGGAAGGCGAUGCACCUGGAGGUGUUUUGAAGACCCGAGCCAGAACUUCGGCUACCCACCCUGAGUAUUUUGCGGUUGGUCGUGGAAAAACGAUUAGCAUCAUCUGGCCCGCAUUCGUCAUGCAGAAGAACAUCUUCAAGCCUGGCCAUGACCGAGUAGUCGACACGGAAAAGCUUUCCCGGGAGUGCGCACUCCGCAUUAACACUGGGAAGGCUGGGAAGGAUUUCACGUUCAGUCAAGAUGACACCACUAUUGUUUCUCUGGACAAGUCUGGUCGCGUCAAGUUCUGGGAUGUGCGCGACCUGACUGCGGCUGACGAAAACUCCGACUUCCGCUUCCCCAUGCCUGCCCACACGUCCCUGGAGGUCAAGGAACCCCUGAUGACCCUCAAUACCACCCCCGAGGGCGAGAAGGCGUGGCCAACCUCUGUGUUACUGCUGGAUAAGCAACGGCCUUACCAGAAGCGAUGUGCCCUACGCUACAUGAUCGUGGGCAUGAAGCAGAACCACACUCUCCAAUUGUGGGAUCUGGCAUUGGGCAAGCCUGUGCAGGAGUUCAACCUGCCCCACUCGAAGGAGUCGGAUGCUGUUUGCAGCGUCAUGUAUCAUCCUCAAACGGGCAUCAUCGUCGUCGGCCACCCUACGCGCAACUCGAUCUACUUUCUUCAUCUGUCGGCCCCGAAGUACACAGUUAAGGGUUUGUCUCAGGUCGAUUUCAUCCAGAAAUUGGUUGCCAAAGACUCGUCCAUUCCUGAGCCAGAUUCCACCGCGGUCAUUAGUGGUGUACGGGAGUAUUCUUUCGCCAACAAAGGCGCUCUCAGGAGUCUGGACCUCUUGGUCACCCCAACCUCGUCGAACAUCGAUGAGCCAUCACUCUUCGAUCUGUACGCGAUGCAUUCGAAGGGUGUCACGUCGUUUGCCGUGAAGCAAAGCGAGCUGGGGUGGUCCAAGGAUAAUAAGGUUAUCAAUGGGGUCGACGCCAUCGAGAUCGGCUUGGUGAAGAUGACAAAGCUAAAGGAGUUGCCCAGUACUGUGGUCUCCGAGCCUCCUGCCACUGAAGAGACAGCACUGCCUAUUCGGAUCGCUGCCAGACCCUCUUUGAAGGAGAACACACCUCCGCAAUCUACCUCUACAUUUGGCUUCGAGUCAUCCAAGAAAGGUGCCGAAACUAUUCAGCCAAGCGCACAUAAUGAGCGCAAGGAAGUUGAUGCUCCCGUCACUCCGAUCAACCAGCUCGAUAAGUCCGAGAAGAAAGCAAGGAAGAAGCGCGAGAAGGCCGCCGCUGCCGCCGCCGCCGCGGAGAAGCUCGCUGUGGAGAACACUCUGUCCAACGUUGGCGCUCACUCUCCACGGGUCGGUCCAGUGUCUUCGAAAGGCGUUGACUCGAAGACCUCCUCGAUGCCCCCUGCAGCACCGACAGUGUCGGUCGAGUCUAUCCAAUCUGCUGUCCAACAAAUAUCAUCCGGUCUCGGGGAGAAGUUGACGGGGAUUCUCUCCGAGUUCACGGAUUAUCGGGGCAAGGUCGAGACUGAAUUCCGCAGUCGUGAAAACACCUUCGCUACAAGUCAGAAAGAGCUGCUUGAACUGGUAUCGACCGUUCUGAACGAGAACGUGCAAACCGUGCUCGCCAGAACCAUCAGCGAUCAGUUCGACGAUGUUGUCUUGCCACACAUGAGCAACCUUAUUACCAAGACGAUUGAAACUCAGAUUGAUGGCAAGAUCGGUGGAAAGGUUUCUCAUUCCAUUCAGAAUCAGAUGCAGAAGUCACUGCCCAACGCUGUGUCUCAGGCACUGCAGAAAUCGGACCUUCCCAAGGCUAUUUGUGACAAGCUCGUGGACAGUGUUGCUAUCGACAUGGAAGAGACUUUCCGUGAGACGCUCAUGACCGCCAUUACUCCCAUCUUCAGCGAUAUGGCUGUCGCCGCGUCUCGAGAUAUCGUAAAGGACGUCCAGCAUCGAAACACCGAGCAGAUCGGGCAGCUUGAACAGCGACACAUCGCAGAUGCUCACAAGAUAGAUCAGCUUACGAUCCUCGUUGCGAACUUGUCUGACACGGUCAACACUAUGGCCUCGAACCAGGCGCUGUUACAGGAUAGCCUUCUCAGAAUCCAGCAGCAGAUUUCGCAGCAGGAUCGUGUCUCUACAAGACAACCCCAGCCCAGUCACGCACAUUCCCUACAAACUCAGCAGAGUCGCGCUACUCAGGCGGUCUCAUAUGGAAGCCCUGCAGCAAGUUCGACCAACCAGCUGGUCCCCUUCCCGGGCAGCUAUCAGGGUAGUCAUCAGGGCAGUCAUUCGGGCAGUAAGGAUGCCGAACUUGAGCAUAUGAUUGCCAGCGUUGCAUCCUUCAUGGAGCGCGGCGAAUUCGAGACUGGUCUGGUCCGUUGGAUCCAGCUCCCCCGCAAGCACGAUGUAUUUGACCAGUACAUGGUCAAGUACAACCCGGAGUUCAUGCAGGAGAUGCCCGCUUUGGUGUCACUUUCGGUGGCGUCUGUUAUAGCCGAACAGCUGGACGGGCCUCUUCUGCGCGAGAAAGUCGGCUGGGUCGAGGUUGUAUUGAGCAGUCUACAUGCCGCACUACCGCGUAUCAAUGUCGGUGCUCCUCCCGUUUCUAUAGACGAUGCCAGACUAAACUCCCUGCAGGAUGCGCAGGUUCGUGAUGUUGUCCCUAACAUCAUGGGCACAUUCCUCGAGCGAAUCGAAAAGCUCUUCAUGCGGAUCAGCAGCCGCUCACCUACGGAUCCCGUCCUGCCGCAUCUGUCUGCGAUGACUCACAUGGCAACCCGAAUCCGGGAUUUCUCUCGUAACGCAGGCUACUAA
Molecule: messenger RNA, 4932 nt
Organism: Anthostomella pinea
Lineage: Eukaryota; Fungi; Ascomycota; Sordariomycetes; Xylariales; Xylariaceae
Source: the annotation of a GenBank genome assembly